UGCAGGUGUAUUAUGUCUUUGCUGAGCUCCUUUACCCAACUAACGCAAUCUCAGGCCUUAUUUUCUUGGCUAAUUUUCAAAAAUCUGCGAUUUAACCUGACAUUAUAUGUUUUAUCCUUCAUCAAUAAUGCGUGAUUUUACUGAGAAUUUGUCAAAUAAACUGUAUGAUAAGAUAUGAGUGACCCAUUGCUGUGAGAGUGACGGCAAUGUCUAAAUACAUGGCGUCUAAAUUUAGCACUGGGCAACGUAAGAAUGUAACGGCUUAUAUGUCAUUUGGCCGGACCCUAUGUCCACUUAUUAAUACACUGAAUGUCUUUUAAACGACACCGGUCUGCAGCACUGCUUUGGCAGAAGCUGCGCUAGUCACAAUAGUGUAGUUUGCCUUCGUUGUCGCAGGUGGUUUGCGUAAAGGAGCCAGCAAAACAAACGUGUGAGGAUACUGAGCACUGUGUAGCAUGUUUAGACUAAAGCAGUGUGAUCGUGGGAUAAACGCAUGCUCUGUAGUUGUUAAACCUGUCUCCUGAAUUAUGAGCUCAAGGACUACAUUCUUAAAUAUUUCAGUUAGUAAUCAGCCAUAUGCUAAACAGAAAUAAAACCCUCUUUAUUAAGAACUCCAGCCUUAUACUCUCCCUCACUGUCAGGUCUGUAGAUGUAACACGGUUAACCGAUGUACUAUGAGAGGGUGGUUUUUCAUUUGCCCACAUUCAGUGCUGGCAUCACGAUUCAUUCCACCGGUACAGCCAAAAUAAACUAAUCCUGGCUGAAUUAAAGUAGGCCCCCCAUGGCUUCUUGGAUAUUUUUUACCCUUUAUCCGUCUUUUUGAUUUGGAGGCUUGGAAGUGGAUUUAAACCAUGGUUAAGAUUAUGUGUUGAGAUUUUGGUUUCGGAUUUUCGGAAAUAGCCAUCUGUGUUAUUUGCUGCUCCGUUGUUGCAUUACCAGAAGUUUAAGUAGGAGUUCCUAUCUUGCACAGUUAUUGUAUUUAUUUGAUAUUAUGUAGAGCAAUAUUAGGGUAAAAAAGUAAAAAAAAAUUCUAGCUGACAACCUCAAGUAUGCUCUAAUAUCUUGGCCAAGUAUAUACCCCUGGUAACCCGUUUAUUAGGUACACCUAGUCAAAACUAGUGAUGUCCAACACAAGAGUCCGCCUUGAGUGGUAUUGUAUUCUGUUUUAGUUUAAAUUAUGUGAGAGAGUUAAUUAUUGAACUCAUAGGUUAUUUCAGAGACUUUUUUUUUUAUCGCAUUAAAGUUCUGCCUUGACCAGGACCCUCUUGCAAAAGAGCUUUUUAAUCUCAAUAAGACUUUUCCUGGUUGAAUAGCCUAAAGGUUAAAUAAUAAUAAUUUAAAAAAAAAAGAAAAUACAGAGAGGUGUUUCGCACAUUUAGCCCAGUGGUCCCCAAACAUUUUAGAAUAAAAAAAACCUUCAUUUAUGGUCCCUGUCCCAUUUCUGUCAGAGACCAGUAUCUGCAUUUUCUCUCAAGAUAUCUUUCCACACCUAACUUUUUCACACUUGUGUUUAAAAAAAACAAGUUAACUUAAAUACAAGUUUACCCACAUUUGUGUAUCAGAAGAACUUUGAAAGGCCAGCCUAAAAAAUGAACACGAAUCAGCACCUCAAUAUAACAAAAACAUCUAUAUAACUCUUAAUGUUAAGGGAGGUAGGAUUUAUACAGGAUGGGUUGUUUCAGACUGUAUUAGUCUCUGCUGUACCUCAUGAACUAGCAGCUGAGUGUAUAAUAGUAACGGUAUUUGCACAGCUUGUUCACAUCAUACAAGUUUCCCUAUUGGAAGCUCAGCCCUCAGAGCAGUCGUUUCCCGCCCAUUGCCUAAAACUGCCCCACCCCUUGCUGUUUCACUUGGUUUCAUAAUACUGCUCUCUCUGUGCGCGGAGCUUACCCAAGCAGUCUCUGUAGGAGUAGCUGUCCUGGUGAGGAGUCUUUUUAUUACAACAGAAGUAAGGAUCGUCAUUCUGUGUCCUGUCCCUGCCAGCCAUUUCCGUCAGUUGGCGACCGGAGGAGAAGAGACAGGUCAUUCAUUACAGCUCCGUCAACAAGAAGCCACAGCCAACAUGCAGGAAGAGUUUAAACAAAGAAGAAUGAACAUGGAUUUUUCCCAACUGCACACAUAUACACCGCCUCAGUGUGCCCCAGAGAACACCGGCUAUACCUACUCUCUCAGCUCCAGCUACUCCACAGCGGCGUUAGAUUUUGAGAAGGAGCACCAGAUCGCCGCCGUAUACGAGUCACCCAGGAUGUCACGGCGGAGCCUGCGCCUGCAGACUGGUGCCGGUCACUAUGGCAACGAGAGCCUGGCUGAAUACUCCCAUAACCACAGCAACAGCAGCAGCAGCAGCUACACCAGCACCAGGAAAGAGACACGGACGCUGCGAGGCAAAAAGCAACAGUCCAGUUCCAGCUCCCGGUCUCUAUCCUUAAGCCAAGCUGCCACACCGAGGAAAACCCUCUCUUUCUCAGCCGCUAACACCCCAAUUACCAGCAGCAGUGUCAUUCAUGAAAGCAACACGCUGUCUGAUGGAUCUCUCCUCACCUCCAUCAUGGACCAGUCCAACCUGAGACAACGCACCGUCACCACGACCACAACCACCACUUUUGUGGAUGGGCACCAGGGGAGGAACGACCACAGCUCAUCAAGUGGGAACGGUGACGCCAGCGCAUCCAAGUCCCACACCCCACUCGCCAACGGCUACAUCUGCAAAGACUGCUCGUUUCACUCCGAGAAGGACUCCCCUAUCACACGUUCCUCUUCAUCAUUAUCAUCAUCAUCUCAGGCUGCAGAAGCUUCCUCGGGCGCCCUCUUUUACUCUUCCUCCGACGCCCUCUUUUCCUCUUCCUCGUCACCCUUCACAAGCAUAUACUCCAGAGACAGGAAUCGAAGGAACAAGACAGGUGUCCUGGUGUCUAUGUCUGACACGUGUGUGCGCUACAGCAAGCGAGCGCUGGCUCCCAUAGUGUCCUUAGUCACCCUGCUCUUCAACAAUGUGCUCUGGCUCGGUUCAAGGGCAAAGAGCCCGUCAGGAAAAGGUGUCCUUGCGUCGUUUUCGGAGUCAAUGAAACAAGUGGUGUCCUCCAGUUUUUCCCAACUGCGGCUGUUUAAGCAGAACACUCUUCACAGGAUGAUGGGCCACAGGGCUAAUGGCUAUGAAGGACAAGCUCACUCAAGUUUCUGUGGGAGCAUGAAUGUGAAGGACCUGGUGAAUGACGAUGCCUCACAUCUUAAACUCAAUGGUUCCCUGUGCGAUGACUGUAAAGGGAAGCAGCAUUCAGAGACACACACCGUCCUUCUCACGCAGUCCUCCAGGCCUCGACGCCUGGUGGGGGCGCUGUGGAGCGUCCUAGCUUAUGCAGGUCACUGUCUCCUGCAGCCAGGGUACUGUGUGGCGGGAGCCGGCAAAGCGUUGGGAUCAGGGGUCGGGACGGUGGUUCGGACAGUGGUGCAGAGGCUGCUCUCUGUCUUCUGGAUGCUCCUGGCUGCUCCAGUGACGACAGGCAGAGGACUCUUGUGGUUUCUUGCAACAGGAUGGUAUCAACUGGUGUCUCUCAUGUCUCUUCUCAAUGUCUUCUUUCUGACACGAUGCCUUCCCAAACUCUGGAGGCUCCUGCUAUUCCUUUUGCCCCUUUUGCUCCUCCUUGCGUUUUGGUUUUGGGGUCCGUCCACUGCUGCACUACUUGCCUACCUCCCAGCCAUAAACCUAACAGAGUGGCGUCCGGCGUCUCCCAUCACCCUCCUGUCUAACUUGGUGCCAGCUUCUGCUCCAGCCCCUGCCUCUGUCCCCAUCCUUCCACCAGAGGCUCCGAUAGAGCAGACCCCAGCCACCCCGGUCUCACAGGCACCACCAUUCCUCCCCCCUGUGGCAGUCUCUAGUAUUGACUUGGAGCGUCUGGAACGUGUGGAGCGCCAAUUAGCCCUACUAUGGGAUCGAGUCCAGCAGACUGACCAUAAGCAGGAUCAGCGUCACGAGGACAUAUUGGCUCGCUACAGCUCCCUGAAAGAGCAUCUCCACACCGAGACAGACAGGGAGAGCCUGGGACUUUGGGUGUCAUCCCUGCUGGAGAACAGACUUGGCGUGUUACGGGGAGAGCUGGAGCAGGAGAGUACACACAGAGCCCAGAGUGAAGAGCAGCAGAACAAGCACCAAGAGGGUCAGGCAACACGGCUGGCUGAUUUAGAAUUGCUGCUCAACGGGCUGGCUGCCAAGACUGAGGAGGUGCAACAGAGGCAGCAGCAGUAUGAGCACGAGAAGCAGGAAAAAGAGGAGGAGGUUGUCCCUUCAACAGCAGACCCAGUUCCUGUCAGUGUGGGUGUGAAGCAGGAGGAACAUGAUGCUCUGCUAGUGGAGGUGCAGAGACUUGAGAUGGAGCUGGGCAAAAUCAGACAGGAUCUGCAGGGCUUUGUGGGAUGCAAGGGCAAGUGUGAGCAGCUGGAAACACUGCAGGAGACGAUAUCAGCCCAGGUAUCCUCCCAGGUAUCCUCCCAGGUGCGUAAGGAGUUGCAGGCUCUGUUCUUCGGCAGCGGUGGGUCAGGAGGGGAGCAGGGAGAGGUGCCUGAGUCUCUGAUCCUCUGGUUGUCUCAGCGCUACGUCAGCACACCCGACCUGCAAGCCUCACUCUCCUCACUGGAGCAGAGUAUCCUGAAAAACGUGUCCCUGCAGCUGGAGCUCAGCCGUGCUCAAACCCUGGGUGAGGCCGAGUUCCAAGCCAAGAGUAUCGUUCAGACGGUGAGCGGGACCGUCCAGCACACUGCUGCUGCUGAGGGACUGACAAAAGAGCAAGUGAAGCUGAUUGUUCAAAACGCUUUGAGGCUCUACUCCCAGGACCGAACAGGCCAGGUGGACUAUGCCCUGGAAUCUGGAGGUGGCAGCAUCCUCAGCACUCGCUGCUCUGAGACAUAUGAGACAAAGACGGCUCUCAUGAGUCUGUUCGGCCUGCCACUCUGGUACUUCUCCCAGUCUCCACGGGUCGUGAUCCAGCCUGAUGUGUACCCCGGCAACUGCUGGGCAUUCAAAGGUUCUCAGGGUUAUCUGGUUAUCCGACUGUCCCUCAGGAUCCUGCCCACAUCCUUCUGUGUGGAGCACAUCCCCAAGGCCCUGUCUCCUACCGGAAACAUCACCAGCGCGCCACGCAACUUCACUGUUUUUGGUCUUGAUGAUGAGUACCAGGAAGAAGGGAAGCUGCUGGGGAACUACGUAUAUGAGGAAGAUGGAGAGUCACUGCAAACCUUUCCUGUUAUGGAGAAGAAUGACAGGGCCUUUCAGAUCAUAGAGGUGCGUGUGCUGUCUAACUGGGGUCACCCAGAAUACACCUGCAUGUACCGCUUCAGAGUACACGGAGAACCUCGGCCUCAGUGAAACAACCACUGCCAUCCACACUCAUAGAUGACAUAUCACAAUAUCUGUACAUAGCUCUCGCCAACUUCGUUUACAAAGCGGAAGGGUUCGGCAGAACUCUGCGGACGUUUUUGUAUGAAAGACAAUGAAGUUGUGGGUUGUAAGGAAUGUUUCCUGGCUGAACCAUGAACAUGUGUUUUACAGUCCUUAAGAAUCACAGGAUAGUCUGUAUGGGGACAGAAGAAGAAGAGAACCUCAGAAGAAGCUAAUACUCCCAUUCAUCUUUUCGUAAAAAUGCCUCUUGCACUGAAUCGGCCCGUUAGGGGCAACAGGCUCCACGGAGCGGACAAAUCCAUCCCUCUCUUGGCACCUUCCACUCCUACAGGGAGCUGGACGCUUAAAAUGAGGUUUAUGGAACUAUAGACACAUUUCCAUCAUUUCCUCAUCGGCUCAGUCUGAUUUGGUUUCUGUGCUUAAUCAUCUAUAUUUAAGUUUGAUUUCCUGUGAGUCUACUAUUUUCAGGAUCAAAGCCACUUUUGCCUGUGAUACUGUACAGGCAUGUCACUCCCUUUGUUGCUGUCAAGUCUCUGCAAUGACUUUACCUGAGCUGUUUGGGCAGCCUGCAGAACUGCACACCACUCACAGUGGGUGAUUACUGGAUAUAUAAGGUUCACUACAUUCAAGGCUUGCCAUCAUGCAUCCACAAAGCCAUAACUUUUUGUCUUCGGGAACUGAACAUGUUGCCUAUGGAUAGGCUCUGAAUGUCUCCUGAAGUGAUCGCUUGAUGCAAAUCCUCCUUUAACUUCACAUCAACAGAAGCAAUCAACACUAUAUAACCACUGACCUGAGCUUUGAGUUGUUUUAGGAGGUUCCUCACUAUGUAAUUUAGACAAGAUAUGUGUAUGGACUCCAGGAUUCACUUUUGCAUGUGACUCUACCCAAACCAUACUCCUUACUUUAACAUGCAUACUGGAUUUACAGGAGAGGUGUGAAGGUUUUGGGCCUGUGCCUGGAUCUCAAAAUGCUAAUGACAGAUUUCAAAACCUAAAUAAUGACUGUAAUUUAGCUUUCAACAUCUCACUGUCUAACUCUAAAUAAUUUAACUUCUCCUGUAGACAUGAGUGUGAUUUUUCUUUUCUGUUUUCUCUGAAGAGGCGACUGUGUCUCCCUCUAGCUCAGUUAUAAACGUCCUCCUCACAUGGGCUCCUCUAUUCUGAAACCCUGAAGGAAUGUAUUCUGUAUAUUUUAUUGUUGAUAGUUGGUCCUUUAUAAUAUCUGCUUUUAUCAGUGUUGCUUUAUAAAAAAUCAUCCUUUCAUAAUUAUAAUUAUUAUUGUAUUACUACCAUUAUUUCUACUGUUAUUCAUCGUGUUUUCCUUUUUUGUUUUGAUGUCAAAGGAUGCACUGGAAUGACUUGUCAUUGAAAUGUUUGUGUGGCACAGGUCUUCACAAUUUGUUUUUUUCAAAUUGAGGGUGUAUGUAUUCAUUAAUUUUGGUUCCAAAUAUGGGGAAGUCUAAAAUGUUAUGUAUAAAAAAUGUUAUGUUCACAAUAUUAUUUAUUAACAAGUCAAUUAGUGACAGCAAGAUAUGAGUUACUUCAAUGUAUAUUUUUGUCAAAAGCUGUUCAGUGCAUUUUGGAAGCAUCUUGGGACUUUUUUUUUUUUUUAAAGAUAAAUGGCUAUUUUUGUUCAGUCAUGAGAUGACUUAACUGCUUUGGAAUGUAUUCCAAUAAAGAUUUUAAUUUUGAACAA
Messenger RNA from Eleginops maclovinus (Patagonian blennie), 7087 nucleotides. Its product is annotated as SUN domain-containing protein 1-like. The record is from RefSeq and is a predicted model, not a curated record. Gene Ontology annotation, cellular component: nuclear envelope; meiotic nuclear membrane microtubule tethering complex. Gene Ontology annotation, molecular function: protein-membrane adaptor activity. Lineage: Eukaryota; Metazoa; Chordata; Actinopteri; Perciformes; Eleginopidae.